AUGUCCAACCCUGGGGGUUUCUCUUCGAUAGCUCCCCAACGGAGGACAUCUCUCUUCAUGAACCGGCCCAGGACUGCUUGUGAGGCCCCAACGGGGGUCCAAGAAUCCCUUCGAAGACCUGCUACUCGAAUGUCCCUCAUGAUGGCGUCAGCUACUCCUGACGUCUUGGACUGGGGUUCUUUCAAUCGGAAUCAAGAGGAAGCCGGCGAAGGAAACAAUAGCCCUGAGUUGAUCGACCCGUUUUCGAAGUUCCCCAUUGAGCCCCAGAUGCUCGAACCCUCCCGGCCGCGACGAUACUCGACUUUUACCCAGUCCGUGAAGCACAGCAUCUCCGAGAUUCGUUCUCUCACCAGGCGUAUGUCGCUGACUGUCCGGGGAAAGAGCUCUAAGCAAAAGGAAGAGGUGGGAGAGAAUAAGGGACCACAAGUGCUACCGUUGAAGCCAGGUGCAGGCAUGCUGGAUUUGACCGAGGCCAUAUCCACCAGACCGAAAUCUCGUGGACGGUUAUUGCGAAGCCCUAGUGCUCGAAGGAGACCCUCUCUGCCAUUGCUCAAUUUCCAUACCCCUCCUGAGCCACUGGCAGAUGUUGCUAAUCCAAUAUCUGCAAGAUUUCGAGGGCAACCUGUCCUGUCGGACCUGGUGUACGGAGGGGCAGAAGCUCGUGCCUCAGCUGCAGCACAGAACGAAUUAUUCCACGCCACGAGGACGCCACCGCUCCCGCCCUAUGAGCCUCCCGAGUCAGAUGUUGACAAGCUUGAGCCGGACACGGAGAGUGGAAUUGGUAUCGUGCUGGACAGCGGUGUCCGGCGGGGAUCUUCGCCGGCAAAUGUUCAUGUCAUUUGCAGAGACCCGGUGUCGGUCCUUGCGACAGAGUUGGUGGAAUCGAUCCUCUCAUUCCUUGAUGUGGAGUCGCUUAUCCAGGCUUCACUCGUCUCCCACAAAUGGCACGAGCUUUGUCAGUCACAGGCUGUUUGGAGGAGAAUCUUUCUGCAAGAGUAUGGGCCCAAAAACGAAUUACCAGGUGCGAGCGUGCGUCCUGCUGGAAUCGGUAAAAACAAGCCGGGGCAAGAUUACAGGAAACUCUUCGAGGUACGGAGUCUGAUCAACAAGCGCUGGCGCAAUGGAGAAGCCGCUGCAAUUUAUCUCAACGGCCACAAAGACAGCGUGUAUUGCGCGCAAUUCGACGAACAGAAGAUCAUUACCGGGUCACGCGAUAACACAAUUCGGGUAUGGGACGCUCAUACCCACCAAUGCAUCCGCAAGCUAGGGCCUCCAAACAAUCCCCGAGAACGGCAAACGGUGCAGAUGCCACUUGCAGAACCAGAAGGUGUCGUUCCAUUCUUCAAAGCCUACGUUUCAUCACCAGCGCCACCCUCACCGGAGAUUCCUCUGUACCACCAAGCAUCGGUGCUGUGCCUGCAGUACGACGACGAGAUUCUCGUGACGGGGUCUUCAGAUUUCUCUUGCCUGGUGUGGUCGAUCAAGGACGACUAUAAACCGAUGUUCCGGCUGAUUGGCCAUCACGCCGGGGUCCUCGAUGUCUGCAUCGACAAGGAGCGGAUUGUCACUUGCUCCAAGGACACUACGAUCAAAAUCUGGGAGAGGUCCACGGGCAAACUUGUCAAAACGCUCCUAGGACAUCGUGGACCCGUCAAUGCAGUCCAAGUCCGAGGAAAUUUCUUGGCGAGCGCUAGCGGCGACGGCAUGUCCAAGUUGUGGCGUCUGGAAGACGGCCUUUGUAUCAAGGAGUUCCAGUCCAAAGAUCGCGGCCUUGCCUGCGUUGAAUUCUCGGAGAAUGGUCGAACAAUCUUUGCGGGCGGUAAUGACCGGGUCAUCUACGAGUACGACACGGUCACGGGCCAACGGAUCCGCGAGAUGAAAGGGCACAAAGACCUGGUGCGGUCGCUCCAUCUCGAUUCGGCGAAUUCGCGCAUCAUCAGCGGCAGCUACGACCAUUCGAUCAAGGUGUGGGACGCAGAGAAAGGGGAGUCGGCCGAGGACGGUGGGCUCAAGAUCAAUUUUGAGGGAUGGUCGUCGAGUUGGAUACUGGCGGCGAAGAGCAACUACCGCAAGAUUGUCUGCACGAGCCAGGAUGCAAGGGUGGUUAUUAUUGACUUUGGUUAUGGCAUUGACGGAGUUGAAUUGGUCGAGUCAUGA
Molecule: messenger RNA, 2157 nt
Organism: Fonsecaea multimorphosa CBS 102226
Lineage: Eukaryota; Fungi; Ascomycota; Eurotiomycetes; Chaetothyriales; Herpotrichiellaceae
Exons: 1
Coding region: 1-2157 (718 amino acids)
Molecular function (GO): protein binding
Source: RefSeq, a predicted model, not a curated record